Molecule: messenger RNA, 234 nt
Organism: Racocetra persica
Lineage: Eukaryota; Fungi; Glomeromycota; Glomeromycetes; Diversisporales; Gigasporaceae
Source: the annotation of a GenBank genome assembly
AUUAUGGGAUUCAACAUGAAGAGGUUGAGUUAAUUACACAGGAUAAAGUAAAAAUCCGAAUUUAUGUUUUACAACAAUUUAAUGAGCAAACAGCACGUAGGCGACCUACUAUUUUAACUUUUCAUGGACAUUGCAUACCGAUUGCUGAGCGAUUCUAUAAUGAUUUCAGAUGUAAUGUUGUGAUGCUAUCUUAUAGAGGUUAUGGUCGUAGUGAAGGAACCCCAUCAGAAAGGG